This is a messenger RNA of Aedes aegypti (yellow fever mosquito), 1397 nucleotides long. RefSeq names its product flavin-containing monooxygenase FMO GS-OX-like 6. The transcript has a single exon. The record is from RefSeq and is a predicted model, not a curated record. NCBI's taxonomy places the organism in Eukaryota, Metazoa, Arthropoda, Insecta, Diptera, Culicidae. Gene Ontology annotation, molecular function: N,N-dimethylaniline monooxygenase activity; flavin adenine dinucleotide binding; NADP binding. The coding region runs from base 107 to 1375 and encodes 422 amino acids.
UAAUCUGGAGAGCUUUUACCGACUCUCAACGCUCUGAGUUAUUGACUUUGUUUUACCCAAAUACGCCAAUUCUGCUGGCUCAUUCAGUGAGUUGCUGGCGUCUGCGAUGGAGUGUAAACCCAAGUACUGUAUCAUCGGAGCCGGUGCUGGAGGAUUGGCUUGUGCAAGACAUGCUUCCAACGCAUCAGCAGAGGUCACCGUAUUUGAGCAAACCGAUCGGAUUGGAGGUACCUGGGUUUACACGGACACCAUUGGACAGGACCAGCAUGAAGUUCCAAUCCACACCAGUAUGUACGAAGGGUUGCGUACCAACCUACCGCGACAGAUUAUGGGGUUUCCGGACUGGCCAAUCGAGUCGGAUGUGUCGUACGUCAAACAGGAGGAAGUUCUCCAGUGGUUGCAGGAUUACGUGGAUGAAUUCAAAUUGCGGAAGCUUAUCAGGUUUGAACAUCAAGUGAUAAGAGUGUCACCGACCUACAACGAUCGGAGCAAGUGGGAGGUGAUUGUGAAAAAUUUACGGAAUGAGCGAUAUGAUAUAUAUGUAUUUGACUACAUAAUGGUUUGCAAUGGUCACUACUCGCAUCCGAUGUUCCCGGAAUAUUUUGGCAGAGAUAGUUUCGAAGGAUUACAAAUUCACAGCCAUGAUUAUCGCAAAGCAGAACAGUUCGCAGGACAAGACCUACUCUUGGUUGGUGCAGGUUACAGUGCAUCUGACAUUGCUAUUGCAACGGUUAAAGUAGCCAAAAGCGUUACUAUCAGUCAUCAUAAUCCAGAUAAAGUCGAUUUCGAUAUCGAGGGUUCCAUUACCGUGAAACCUGGAAUUUUGAAGCUGACAUCAACGGGUGCCGUAUUUGUCGACGGAACCGAAAAGAAAGUCUCGACGAUUAUCUAUUGUACCGGGUAUAAGUACACUUUUCCAUUUUUAAGUGUCGAUUGUGGAAUUCGAUUGGAAGACAAUCAUGUGGAACCCUUGUACAAACAUGUCAUCAAUAUUAAUCACCCGACGAUGGCACUGAUUGGUGUACCCUUCUAUUGUAUACCUACUCAGAUGAUGGACCUUCAAGCACGAUUUUGUAUGAAGUUCUUCACAGGUGAGCUGAAGCUACCGCCAAAAGAUGAAAUGUUACAAGACAUGGAAGCCGACAUUGCCUAUCGAAGAAGCAAGGAUUUACCACGGAAGUGGAUGCAUAAACUGCACGGAGAUUUCCAGUGGAAGUAUUAUGAAGAAUUGGCUAGGACUGCAGAUAUUCAACCGAUCAAACCAGUUAUAAUAGCGCUUUUCGAGGAGAGUAUGCGCAGGAGAGCAAAAAGUGUCCAGCAUUAUCGUAGAGAUAAGUUUGAAGUAAUAAAUGAUGAAGAGUUUCGUGUGUUAUGAUAAUAAAUUAUCUGAAUAGCAA